UCGCGCGCCUGGCGUCCUUGCGAAGGUUUCGUAUUUUACUGUUUCUCCGUGCACGUUAGAAGAAAGUUCCGGAUCGCGGUUCCGGUUCUCGCAACGGAAAAGAGUGAGGCACGUCUCGCAGGACGAUAAACAGUCAUCGGGCAUCGCCAUCAGCUGCUCUGUUGCUUUUAUGAUCUCGUAACCGGCCGUUAAGUAUACGAACGAACGUGAGCGAGGAGAAACAAUAACGGCGUCCGUCGACGCGUCUUCGAGGGGGAGUAGAGAAUGAGUCAAGCGGAUCAGAAUCAGGACAAAAGCAUGGACAAGAAGGAGAUCGCCGAGGAAGAGAGGGAGAAAAUGCUGAACGCCGAAAACACGAAGCACAUCGGCGCCGCACCUGCUCCCGAUCUCGAGUCCGAGGAACAGAAACCGAAGAAGAAGAUACCGAUCGGCGGCAUCAAGAUGCCCGGAUUCUGCCGUACCAAGAGCAAGGAACCGUGCAAGGACGACGAAACGAAACCGACAGAGUCCACAGAUGCGGAAUCAGCCCCCGUGGUGACAAAGGAGAGCGAGCAGAAUACCGCGGAAAAACCUACCACACCUGGCAAAGAUUCUAAGGAGAAAGAAGGACGAAAAGGAAUUCUGGAUGCUAUUCGAAUACCUUUGGUAUCGUCCGUUUUCUCCAAAAAGAAGAAAGAAGCUGACGCUGAAUUAGGACCGAUUGGCGCCGCGGGAUUAGCGAGCGUUGAGACUCUCGAUGACGGUGCUGCCGAUAAGAAUACUAUCGCCAACGAAGAUGGUAUGGAAACCGUACGUCUCGACGGAGAGGAUGGAGCUGUCAGUGCCGAACCACCGAAGCAUCCCCUGGUGGUUUGCAUAUCGACGCUCAGAAGGCACAUGGUUUUGUCAGUGGUGAUCCUACUGAUCCUGCUCAGCGUUAUCAUCAUCGUUGGCAUUGCCUGCGCCGGACCUAGGAGAAUGAUGCACACUCAGCCUUUGAAGGACGGCAAAUACGUCGAGGCGGUGACAUCGUGCGGAUUUUUGCAGGGCAUUUUGGAGGACGGCGCCUAUGCGUUCCGCGGUAUUCCCUACGCAAUGCCGCCGGUCGGCAACCGUCGCUGGCAAUCGCCCGAAUCCUUGAGCCGUAUCGAGCAUUGCUGGAACGGCACUUAUCUGGCGCACAACUCCUCCGAGAACUGCUGGCAGCGUGAGCCAGCAGGUCGUAGCACAUACGGCGCGGAAGAUUGCCUCUAUCUCGAUGUGUUUACUCCGGCAGUCCGCUACGGCUCUCCAUUGCCCGUGGUUGUUAUGAUCGGCGCCGAGACAUUGAGCGGUGGUUCACCCGGAGUAAUGCAACCCUCAGCCAAGCUAGCGCGCGUUCGCGACAUGGUGUUCGUGCGGCCAAACUUCCGUUUGGGAGUUUUCGGAUUCUUGGCAGCCGAGCCUCUCACCAGAGCCACUCAUCCCCCGACCUCAGGUAACUACGGAUUGUCGGAUAUCAUAGCGGCACUUCAGUGGGUGCAAUUGAAUAUCGAACAUUUUGGCGGCAAUAAAACGUCCGUCACUCUUUGGGGACAUCGGGCAGGCGGCACUCUAGUGACGACGCUAAUCGGCUCCCGCCGUGCCAAAAACCUCUUCUCGAAGAUAUGGAUAUCCAGCGGUAGCGCAAUUUUUCCGGGCAAAGAAUUAAACAGAUCCGAAACUAUGAGCAAAAACUUUCUUGAAACGAUUCGAUGUAGCGACGCCAAUUGUUUAAGAAGCAAAAGCGCCGUGGAACUUAUGGACGCCGUACCAGAGAUGUGGUAUAUGGGUAAUGUGAACUUGCCUGAAACAAGAGAAACCGAAAUCUAUAAGGAUAAAAGACACGAGUGGCUCGUUCUGGACGGUACUAUUCUUCAAGAACACGUCGGUCAUAUCCUGGUGCAGGACAAACAUUUGGUAAAAGUAGUGAUGGGUACUACCGCGCACUCUGGUACACCACCGCGAUUUUUAUCGCCGAACAUUACCCUUAAUGCAACACAAGUGGAGAAAUACGUACGAGAAUCCCUGCUCGGAACUUUGAGCUUGGCGGAGGAAGCUCUCAAACGCUACAACGCCACAUUGAAAGGACUGGUUACAAUGAUUUCCGACAUUCGUGUAGUCUGUCCGUUGCUGACAGUUGCCAGGAUGAGGACCGAUAUACCGUUUUACGUAGCCACUCAACCUCGCCGUGGAUACUUGGCCGAUCCCGAUAGCGAUGCUGCGGCCAUUCUAGGGACUUAUGCCGCUGUCACACCUGAAGAAAAGAGACAUGUAUCAGCUAUGCAACAAUUAUUCAAUCAUUACGUGUGGCAUGGCGAGGUCGCGCAAGCUGAUCCAUCGGGCGCGAAACGAGUCCUAGUUGUUGGUCAAGAUACGCUGCUCGAACAAGAUUAUCCUAAUUGCGAUUUCUGGAUAAAGAAAAAUAUAGUACCUUUGUACGGUCGAGUCGAUUGAAAAGAUUCUCAUCGCUGUGUAGUCUCCGUGUUAAGAUCUGAAAGCUUGUUUCCCGAAUGUAAACGCGCGCAUGUUGAAUUUUCCGGGGACAAGAUUCUCUCACGGCACAGAUAUGUACUUUGACUACUUAAAUAGAUCGAUACGAUAAGUGUUCUAUGAGAUUACGCGGAUUAACGAUUAAACUUAAUGAUCAUGCCUUUGUGGUGCGACGUAUAAUAGUAGUACCUGUCGAAACAUGACAAUUAAUUAAUAUAAAAGCUAAAAUAUAAAAUAGCAAUUAAAAAAAAAGAAAUUUAUAUGUAGAUAUUUGUGUAUGCCGACGUAUGAAUUCGUUCUCAGUGCUAAAGAAAUAACGGUAAUAUUUUACAAAAUGUUUAGCGAUGAGAAAUGAAUAUUGUUCGUUAUAUCCGUGAUCCGAGAUACGUGCGUUCGACCACAAGGCACGUGGAUUAUUAUGUAUGUGUAUAAAUGUGAAUCAAAUUGUAAUAUAUUGAGUAUAAGAACAGAGAAGAGUGUGACGAAGAAGACGUGCAGAGAAACUACAAACAUGUAGCUUAAGAAAAGGGAAAAAGAUUGAUAAUGACAUAUUAUACAAUGAUAUUCUUGCAAGAUGUGUAAGACCAACAAAUGGGUGCGAAAAGGUAGAAUGGUAAAACAAGAAGUAGCAUAUACCUUCAGCCUUACAAGAUGUUUGGAUCAAUUGUAUUUUGAAGAAAACUUUCUGAAAUUUGAAUGGAGGACUGACACAUUUUGAUACAAUCAAGAAUUUAAUCGAAAACUUUGCAUGUAAUAAUAAAAUGCAAAGUAUCUUAUUCUUUGUAUGCCUCUUCGUAUCCAACUCUCGUAGAUAACAUAAAAUAACCUUGAAAAGUGUAACAAUGUAAAGUUGUGAAUGUAGAUUAUCGGCAUAUUAUCGCAGGAACGACUUUGCAUCUUUAUGCAUAAUGGACCAUGCUCUUUUGCGCAUGCUAUAAAAAAUAUUUUUAGGUCAGAAGUGUCUGUUUAGGAAGAAACAUAGUACGGGGCACAUAUGCAUUUUAUCGCGUUUGUGGAAGCAAGCUUAUCUCUAACCUUUUUUAUUAACAGCUUUUUAUACGAAAUUUUUAUUAUGGAUAUUUUUUAUAUGCAUAAUACUUAGUUCGAGGAAAAUAUAGUUCCUUUGUAUAACAAAGGACCUGCAGAGACUGAAUGCAUAUAGAGUAUUCAGCUAUCCAGUUAAGAAAUCCUCAAAGAGACUUUCUAUCUUAUUCAGACUGAAGCUGCCAAAUUUGAUAUUUUUUAUAUCGUAUAUUAUCUACUUGGAUAAUAAAGGUUUUUUACUAUAUAGAGAAUAUUUGGACCCAACGCAUGCCUCAUGUAUGCGAUCGAUAAUUUUUCUGCACGCCUCUCUUCCGUAAACGCGAUUCAUGUUCCAAAAAUGACAAGUGAUCUUGAUAAUUUUUUUUAAUUAAAAGAUCACUCAUAUACGAUUAUGUAUUAUGACUAUAUUACUCAAUGUGUUAUUAAGUCAUUUAAUUUAUUUUCACACUAAUAUAUGUGAUAAAGUAGCAUUUACUCAAAAAACCCCUGCAUAAGUUGUUUUAUUUUAUAUAUAGAUAGAUUAGAUCAUAUAUAAUUAAUUAAUAUUUUGUAUUUCAUAUUACACACAUGCAAACAGAGAACAACAGUAUCGGUGAUAAACGCCCGUAAUGACAUAUAUACUGACUGAAUCAAUUCAAGUAACUCAGAAUAAAGUUUCGAAAGAAUAUUGCUAGUAUAUUUUUAUUUAUACGUGGGUAUAAGAUAAAUAUAUAUAUAUUAAAUAAAAAUCUCCUAAAUAUAUCUGGCAACGAAACCAUAUAAUAACAAGCGUUGUAUUCCGUAAUAAAAUAAAGAAAAAAAGAAAAAAAAAUUUCUCAGAAUAUAGAAUGUGCAUAGAAUUUUAUAGAUAUUUUGGAUAUUUGAACCGCUUCUUGCUCUGCCCGUAAUUCUUUGUACGCAAUUGUACAGGAUCUGUUAUCUGUUCGAGCAAAUAAUUUAUGUACUGUCAGAUAUACAUUAUGUAUUCUCAUAGGAUGUGACAUUAUACGCGCUUCGCCCAUGGCUAAAUAGUAUCUAUGCGCAAAAUUAAUCUUGAUGGCUUUAUACUCUUGAAUGUUAGCAAAAUGAACUGAAUUAAAUUGUGUGCUCCAUCUUUACAAAAUCUUUAUAUAAAUGCUCGUAUAUUUCAUAUUCUAUAUUCUUUUUAUUGGCUUCAUUCGCGGACAAACUACAAAUGAUAUACGUAGACGUAGAUCGUUAAUAUUUGCAAAUCUAAAUUCUUGAUUUUCGAUGUAUUUUCUCGAUUAUUCUUUUCUCAAUUUUUGAAUAUUUUCAAUUUGAAAUAUCAUAUAUAAUGCACAUUUUUCUCGUAUGUUUUAUUUCUUUAGUAAUUUUUGAGAGGAUGGCAGUCUGUCGCCGUAAGAUAAACAUACAAUUAUUCUUAAAUGGACUUAUCGCAUUAAUUACAAUGUAAAAUGAUAGAAUUCAAUCAUAUAUAUAUAUAUAUAUAUGAUUUUAAUUCGUCAUCGAUACAUAGCAGAUUCGUCGAUUUAUUUGUAUGCGGCAGUAUUUUUAUAUAUUGUGAAUUAAUUUUAAGUAUAGAGCGCAAAGUUUUUAUUUUUAUGUAUGUAUUGUCAGGGCCUCGUACUAUCGAGAAACAUAUAUGUGGAAAAAAUGUUAUCAAGACUGAUUUGAAUCUUGUACGUAUUUGCAUUUUUGGAAAAAAACAUCUAUUUGAAUAUAUAAGCCGCCGCAUCGAGGCUAUUUGCACAUCAUUGUAUUAAUGCAAUGUGCAUUUGAUAUUCUGAUCGUAUUUUUCUUCAUAUCAAUCACGCUGUAAUACAAUUUUAUACUGUAUCCACGGUACCGUCAAUAAAGUCAUAUAUAAAACAGUAUUUAAUCAUA
Formica exsecta is the source of this 5379-nucleotide messenger RNA. RefSeq names its product neurotactin (gene Nrt). The transcript is spliced from 7 exons. The coding region runs from base 265 to 2454 and encodes 729 amino acids. The record is from RefSeq and is a predicted model, not a curated record. Lineage: Eukaryota; Metazoa; Arthropoda; Insecta; Hymenoptera; Formicidae.